Molecule: messenger RNA, 525 nt
Organism: Gastrolobium bilobum
Lineage: Eukaryota; Viridiplantae; Streptophyta; Magnoliopsida; Fabales; Fabaceae
Exons: 2
Coding region: 1-525 (174 amino acids)
Molecular function (GO): nucleic acid binding; RNA-DNA hybrid ribonuclease activity
Source: RefSeq, a predicted model, not a curated record
AUGGAGAUAAUCAGAAAGUUGGUUCAGGAUAUUGAGGUGAGCUAUAUUGAAGCGUGUAAUCAUAGCAAGAAAUUUGGAUCUAGUCAUUUAUAUAUUAGUUUGCAGUUCCCUUUAGAUGGUUUUGUAAAAAUAAACACGGAUGGAGCAGCUCGUGCUUAUAAAGCGAAACUUUGGGGCAUACUUCAUGGCCUUGAGGUGACUUGGAAUGCUGGCUAUAGAAGGGUCAUUCUGGAAAGUGAUUCGCUUACAGCAAUCAAUGUGCUCACCAAACAGGAUGCAUCAGUUCGUGAGGAGCGUUUGAUUUCUCAUAUACGAAUGUGGAUUGGCAAGGAUUGGGAAGUUCAAGUUCAACAUACUUUUACGGAAGGGAAUAUGUGUGCUGAUUGGCUGGCAAUUUAUUUGUUAAACUCAGAGGAGCAGGCUGACCAGAUUUCUUUCGAGGAGCCUCCAUGUGGAAUUUUUCUGUUAUUUAUGGCAGAUCUUGCGUCUGUAGGGAGAGAACAUGUAGUUACUCUUUCUUGUUAG